Molecule: messenger RNA, 3453 nt
Organism: Candida tropicalis MYA-3404
Lineage: Eukaryota; Fungi; Ascomycota; Pichiomycetes; Serinales; Debaryomycetaceae
Gene: PEX6
Product: AAA family ATPase peroxin 6
Exons: 1
Coding region: 1-3453 (1150 amino acids)
Biological process (GO): protein import into peroxisome matrix
Cellular component (GO): cytosol; peroxisomal membrane
Molecular function (GO): ATP hydrolysis activity; ATP binding
Source: RefSeq, a predicted model, not a curated record
AUGCCGUCAGUUGCAAGUUCUAAGGAUACCGAGGAAUCAACUCAUAUUCAUGAUUCAAUAUCAUCUAUUGCAAAUGUAUCUAUUAUCAAUGAUCCAACUUUAAAUGAUUUUGACGUAUUGGAGAUUUCUGAAGAUUUAUUCAAUGAAAUAUUCCCUAAUGAGCAAUCUGGUAUUGACGAUGACAGAUUCAUUUUGAUUAAAUUAUUAGGAGCUCCUGAUUAUUUCAAUACUUUUAAAAUUAUGAAAAUUACCAAGAUUGUUACAAAACAAUCCCAAUCAAUUUGUUUAAUCAAUAAUUCAACAUUAGUCAAGUUUAAAAAUGAUCAAUUAACAAUUCAUAAAGCAUUGAUUAAAUCUAUCAAUUAUAAAGAUAUUCCUAAAUUAAAUCAAAUUUUCGUAUCUAUCCCAAAUGAAAUAUAUCAUUUAUUACAUGAUAAAUCACAAUAUUCAAUUAAAGAAAAAUUCAUAACUCAAUUUUUAAAAUCUUGUGGCGGUGUUAUUAAUCAAGGUGAUUAUAUUAGAUUAAUUAAUGGGAAAAUUAACUUAUGUGAACCAUUAACUCAAGGUAAAGUUGAUUUUGACACGGAGAUUGUUUUAAUUAAUCAAAAUGAUCAACACGUGGAACUGGAAGAAGAUGAAGAAGAUAUCUACGAGGAAUUAGAAGAAGAAGAGGAGGAAUAUGAUGUUAAUGACCUUGAUUUAUCUUCCUAUUUGUCAUCAAGUUUGCAAUUUGGGAAAUUUAAUAGUAAUAACGAUGUUGAGAAUUCUGUUAAAUUCAAGGUUGGUCCAUUACCAGAAAGAUUUAUCCUUGACGAUUUACCAAGUAGUUGGUCCAAAGAUGAUAAUGAGUUGUUUGUAUUUAUAAAUAAUGAUGAUUUUAUUAAAUUGGGAUUUCCUAUAUUCAAUGGUGAUUUGGUUAAACUUGAUACUGGUUCACAAUCAAUUAUUGUUAGAUUAUUUACUUUUAUUGAACCCCAAUCUAAUUUUCAAAAAGGAAUUGCUUAUUUAUCACCAAUUUUAUUGAUAAAUCUUGAAUUAAAUGAAAAUUCAAAGAUAAAAUUUGUACCAUUGAAUGAUAAAUCAAAUGAUGCAUUAUCAAGCGUAAUUCCAAUUGCAGAAUCAGUUACAAUUUCAAGAGUUAGUUCUCAAAUUACUAUGGAUAAGACUUUCCAAACUAAUUUCUUUUCAAGUUUGAAGACCAUUUUAAGUAACAAAUUAAAGUGUGUUAAACCUGGUGAUUACUUCCCGGUGGUUAUUGAUACUGUUUUAUCCAAAACCAUGUUUGAUUAUGUAAACGAUGAAAAUAACGAUAGUAGUAAUAAUGACGACUCAGCCGCUGGUGUCGGAGGAGGAGCAGGAGCAGGAGGCUAUGAUAAUUUUGACGUUAUUCCAAUUGGGAAUCCGGAUGCAGUUGCAUGGUUUAAAAUUGCUGAGGUCAAAGGUGUUAAUGAAAUUGGAACUAAUCAAUUUCUUAUUGAUCCAAAUAAAACAAUGUUGGUUUCAUCAGGAGUUGAAAGUAUUAGAUUACCUAAAAAUGCAUUUGCCAAAUGGUAUCAAUAUUUGAAUUUACCACCGUUGUUUAAUUAUCAAGAAGGAAAUUUUAAGUAUGCACAAGAAUUCAAAAAGACAUUAUCUACUUGUUUAUCAUCAAGGAUUAAUUUGAAAACUUCAAUUUUAUUGACUUCAAUGAGUAGAGGAAUUGGGAAAACUACUCUUGUUAGAGAUUCAUGUAUUGAAAUGGGAUUGAACCUAAUUGAAUUGGAUUGUUUUGAUUUGUUAAAUCCAGGACAAGAAUUAAAAACCAUUGGGAUGUUAACAGGUAAAAUUGAUAAAUUAAUUGCUAAUGCUUCUAAUGAGAAUAAUUCUUCCUCAUCAUCAUCAUCAUCAUUCCAUGUAAUUUAUCUUAAGCAUAUUGAAAAUUUGUGUCCUAAAACGGAUGAAAAUGAUCAAAAUUCAAGUAUUUUCACCUCGUUGACAUUAAAAAUCAUUCUGACUUUACAUGAUUAUUUGAAAAAUUAUUCAAAUUUGGUUAUUGUCAUGAGUUGUAAUGAUUAUGAUAAAUUGAAUGAUAAUUUAAAAUCGAUUAUUAAAUUCACUAUUGAAUUUACUGUUCCUACUGAAAACGAACGUUUGGAAAUUUUCAAGUUUUUGAUAAACAAUGAAAAAUUGAAAUCUAAAACCACCACCCCUAAUAAAGAUAUAAAUUCAUAUCCAUUUAUAAUUAGAAAAGAUAUUAAUUUCAAGAAUCUUGCAUUACAAUCAGCAGGGUUUAACACCAAGAGAUUUAAUUUCAAUUAUUUAAAAAUCCAAAAAUUAGCCUAUAAAAGAUUAACCAAAUUAUCUAAAUCAUCGGGUAUUAAUUUGUCCAAUGUUCUUGAUAUAGGAAAUGGAGGAGUUAUAAAUUGGAUACCAGAAGAUUUUAAUUUGGCAAUUAAUGAAGCCCGUAAUCAAUUCAGUGAUUCUAUUGGAGCACCACGUAUUCCAAAUGUUAAAUGGGAAGAUAUUGGAGGGUUGGAUUUAGUUAAAGAUGAAAUUUUAGAUACUAUUGAUAUGCCAUUAAAACAUCCAGAACUAUUUAAUAAUGGUUUGAAAAAAAGAAGUGGUAUUUUAUUUUAUGGACCUCCAGGUACUGGUAAAACAUUGUUAGCUAAAGCUAUAGCUACUAAUUUUUCAUUGAAUUUUUUUUCAGUUAAAGGGCCAGAAUUAUUGAAUAUGUAUAUUGGUGAAUCAGAAGCAAAUGUUCGUCGAGUUUUCCAAAGAGCAAGAGAUGCUAAACCUUGUGUUAUAUUUUUUGAUGAAUUAGAUUCGGUUGCUCCAAAGAGAGGUAAUCAGGGAGAUUCCGGUGGUGUUAUGGAUAGAAUUGUAUCACAAUUAUUAGCUGAAUUAGAUGGUAUGAGUAGUGAAGGAGGAGAUGGGGUGUUUGUAGUAGGAGCAACUAACAGGCCUGAUUUAUUAGAUGAAGCAUUAUUAAGACCUGGUAGAUUUGAUAAAAUGUUAUAUUUGGGUAUUUCAGAUACUGAUGAAAAACAAACUAAGAUUUUAGAAGCUUUAACUAGAAAGUUUAAAUUGGAUGAUGAUGUUAAUUUAGAAGAAAUUGCUCAUAAUUGUUCCUUUACAUUUACUGGUGCUGAUUUUUAUGCUUUAUGUUCUGAUUCGAUGUUAAAUGCAAUGACUAGAGUUGCAAAUGAAGUUGAUGAAAAGAUUAAAAACUAUAAUCAAAACUUAAUAAAUCAAGGUAAAGAAGAAGUUAAUACAAGAUGGUGGUUUGAUAAUGUUGCUUCCGAUCAAGAUAUUACAGUAUUGGUUAAAAUGGAAGAUUUUAUAAAAGCUCAAAAUGAAUUGAUCCCAUCUGUUUCAGCUGAAGAAUUACAACAUUAUUUGAGAGUUAGAGAGAAUUUUGAAGGUGGUAAAGAGAAAGCAAAACAAGAUUUGAUUAAUGAAAAUGGACAUUGA